Schistocerca cancellata (South American locust) is the source of this 1439-nucleotide messenger RNA. RefSeq lists its product as uncharacterized. The record is from RefSeq and is a predicted model, not a curated record. The transcript has 6 exons. The coding region runs from base 61 to 1014 and encodes 317 amino acids. Lineage: Eukaryota; Metazoa; Arthropoda; Insecta; Orthoptera; Acrididae.
CUGCAGACGGCGGUGGACAGGCAACGCUCGCGGUCAUCGGCGGUGCCGGCACUAACCAACAUGGGACUGCAGGCGUUGUGGCUGCUGGCGGCAGCGGUGGCGGGUCUGAGAAUGGUGGCGGGUGUCGACCUGUUCUGCGACUGCGCACACCGCGGAGGCCCCACCGUGGCCCUGCACUGCGACGAAGCUCAGGCCGGGAACACCAGUGGGAACACCAGUGUGACGUGCCGGAAAUUUGCUGCGGCAACGGUGCCGGACGUGCCGCGAGGCUACAAGUUCGUCUCGGGCUACUCGGUGGUCAAGCUGUACCGCACUUUCAAGAACUGGUCGGCCGCCAAGGAGAGCUGCGAGGCCGAUGGCUCGAGACUCGCCGUUCCACCGGACCGCUACGCUCUCGAUGGGCUGAAGUCGGUGUUCAGCCAGGAGAAGGGCAUCUGGUACGCUUUCCUCGGCUUCUCAGAUGAUAAACAGCAGGGUAGUGUGGACGCGAAUCCGACGCUGAAGCCUAAUGAGACGCGGGAGAACUGCAGCAUCCUUCGCAGUGACGGGGUAAUGGGCGAGGCGCGGUGCGACAGCAUGUCGCCGUUCCUGUGCGAGCGGCCGCUGUCGCUGGGCGUGCCGGGCACCUACAAGUGGGAGGAGGACGCGGGCCGCUUCUACAAGACGCACGCGCGCAGCCUGCCGUGGGCGCGCGCAGCUGAAGAGUGCCGGCGCGAGAACGCCACGCUCGCCGUCCCCGACACGUGGCUGCGCGCCGCCGUGCUGCAGCGCCUACUCGAGCCCAGCGCAGAUCUCUACUACGUCGGCUUCACCGACCACGAGCACGAGGGCGACUUCGUCACGGACGCAGGAAGGCACCUAGGUGACAUGGAGUUCCAGCUGUGGGCGCCGGAUCAGCCGAAUAACGACGACGGUGGCGCAGAAGAGAACUGCUUGGCUCUGUCUGUGAAAGGCUACAGCGACGUUCGCUGCGAUCUGAAGCUGCUCUUCGUUUGUGAAAUACUGCCCCAGUGAUCCGUAGGUCCCGAGGUAGAUCGCAGUUCUGUGCAGGCACAGUUGCCGUUUGACGCAGUGGACGACGCCGUUGAUUUAUGAAACGUGAUAGAAAUAUUUGUGAGAAUGAAGUGUUCAGUGUAGAGAAGAAUACAACGUAUUACGUCUUUAUUAUCUUAGUUUCUCAGUUUUAAAGUACCAACCUGAAACUGAGAUACUGGACACCAGAUAACGUUUUGCUGUGUCGGUGACAUUUAAUCUGAAUAUGACGUCUAUUGACAAUAGUACUGUGAGUUACAGACUUAAGGCUCUGUGUUCAGAAGAAAGUUCGCUGAAUAUGUACUAUAGCAAAUGUAGUCCUUAAAAUCUUGGAUCCAUUUAAGUCAUUACUUGAAUUUUUCGUCUGUGCUUAAGAUGAGUAAAUAAAUUUCAGUUAUGUAAUUGAA